UACAUGACACUUCUCAGUGAAUUCACACAUUUGCACAUGACCCCACAGUGGGGGGGGGGGGCACAGAAGUCCAGUCUAGCUUAGGACAGCAUUGCAAAUGUUUCCUGCCCCUGCUGCUGGGUCAAACGCUCUCUAGUCCCUUCUUCCCAGGCUCCUCUCCCAUCCAGGGAUGCUGUCCCUCACCCUGACUUUCUGGAUAUGCAGCCCUUGUGGUGGAGCAUCAGGAAGAAAAGGAGGCCCCAGGACAGCUUUCUCUAGAGUCCUGGGGCUCAUACACCCUAGGUCCUGCAGUGGCCACACACUGCAUUAGGCAUGUUCGAUUCUAACGGGUCAGAUCGGAGGGGCCCAGAUGCGCAGAGAUCCAUCUCAGUCACUGAGAGCAGGGCGGGAUAGGUCAGAGGGCCAUACCACCUGAGAACCUGCUGUAGCUGGGCUAGGCCGGUGGCCAUCAGAGGAGACAGUGGGGACCAGGAGGUGCUGCUGCUAUUCAGGUAAUGGGCACCUUCAGCAAGGGCUUCCUGUGUGCCAGGAACUGCAUCCCUCGGUAGGGAGUCCGCAUAGAACCCAGCAGGAGGGCAUCUGCCACCCGGGGAGGUAUUCACAAUGGUCUGCGUCGAGAACCUGAUGGGACAUUGGGACUUGGAGGGCAGGCAUCUGCCACAUCAAAACCAGGCAGGUGGUGGGAUUUGAACGCAUGCCUGAGAAUGGCAGAGUUGAAUCACAGAGACCAAGUCUGGAGUGUGUCUGGGUUGUGUGUUCUCAGUCUCCCCUUUCUCGGGGCUCACUUUUCACAGCCCCCCUGAACUUUCCAGGCCCGGCUCACCUCUGGCUCCUAGCAGCCCCUGUGGACAGAAGUACCCCAUCCUCAAGCCUCUGCAUUGGCUUGAGCUCCUUGGGGAGACCUCCUGUCCCAAAUGGGAGAUGCCUCUUUCAUACUCCCCACCCCUAUGCUAAUGGCCCUGUCUCUGUUGUCAUUGUCGUCACAGUCCCCUUUCUGGGCCUCUUUCUUCAAGGGCAGGGCUGGGUCUACAGGGCCUGGCCCAGAGUAAAUGCAGGACCCAGCCCAGCUGGGGGUCAAAGUAGUGCCCAGGGAGGGGCCGGGCUCUGUUGAUCUCUUAUCUCCCAGGCUCCCUUGGCCUUAUCUGAUGGGGCUCAGCAGGCAGCAGAUGAGGCUGACAAGGCCCCAGGGUUACUGAGUAACCCCCGGGCUCUUUAAAAGUCUCCCUGUUUACCCUGGCGCCCAGCAUGGGCCAGUUCUCUGCACUGCACACUGCUGCCAUGAACGCCUGUUUGCUCUCUCUGUUGUGCCUCCUGGGUGCCUUGGCUGUCCUGGCAGAGGGGGUCACUGUGCAGGAUGGGGACCUCUCCUUUCCUCUGGAGUCAGUCAAACAGCUUAAGGACCUCCAAGAGGAACUAAAGCCCCGGCUGGUGAGUCACAGAAGGGUUGCCGCCAGGCUUGCUCAGCCUGUGACACCAUCGCUCUGCAGCCACCCCGCCUUUCCAGAAGCUCUGAAGCCCCUCUGCCAGAAACCCAACGCUGAGGCGAUCCUGCGGAGGCUGAAGGCCAUUGCUCAGGACCCAAACACAUGUGAGAUCUGUGCCUACGCUGCCUGCACCGGAUGCUAGGAUGACUUGUCUGCUCGGCCAGCGAGGAAGCCCCUGCUACCUUCUAGAAGCAAGGGCCUGACAAACUCCCAGCCCCAGCAUCUCAACCUACCCUGCCCACGCAGGGAGGAGGCUGAGGAGACAACUACCUGGGGAGUCCUACCUGGGGGCUGUGCUAACCCUCGGCCAAUAAACCAGACUCAGGUA
Messenger RNA from Alexandromys fortis (reed vole), 1812 nucleotides. It is a transcript of the gene Guca2a, whose product is annotated as guanylate cyclase activator 2A. The transcript has 3 exons. The coding region runs from base 1246 to 1626 and encodes 126 amino acids. Gene Ontology annotation, molecular function: guanylate cyclase activator activity. The record is from RefSeq and is a predicted model, not a curated record. Gene Ontology annotation, cellular component: extracellular region. Lineage: Eukaryota; Metazoa; Chordata; Mammalia; Rodentia; Cricetidae.